UUCGCGUAUAAUAAGUGGAGCAAAGCGGUUUCGUUGAUUCUCUCGAACGGCGUUUUCUCCGUGAUUCAUUUCUCUCCCAUCAAGAGAUAGAGAGAGAGAGAGAGAGCGAGGGGCGCUCUAGAGAGAGAAACUAGAGAGAGAAGCCAGAGGAAGAGGAAGCUGGUUCUUGGUCUGGUGCUGGCGAGCUCCACGGAGGAGGAGGCGGCGGCUGCGGCGGAGGUGGCGGCGGUGGCGGUGGCGGUGGCGCGGGUCGUGACGGCUGUCGUGGUUGCGGGGAGGAAGGACGGCGGUGCCGGGGGUUUCUCUGGCGUUGUUGCGUUUCCCGUUUGUUCUCUCUCCGGCGAAGGAGGCGAAUCGCAUUCACAGUUCGCGAGCUGCUGUGAGCUUUGGCUUGGCUAUUGUUGCGGUUGCAUAAGGAGGCGGUUCCUCUCUCUCCCGUACGGACGGGAACUAGCUAGCUAGCUCGUGGCCUUUCUUCGGUGAUUUCGGGCCGCCGGCGGUGGUAGGAGCUUCGGAGCCGUUGACUCGGGGCGUGGGGCGGAGAUGAUGAUGAAUCGAGCUGAAGGUCGCGGAGGCGGAGGAGGAGAUGACCUCUACACGGAGCUGUGGAAGGCCUGUGCGGGACCGCUGGUCGACGUUCCUCGCCAUGGGGACAGGGUCUACUAUUUCCCGCAAGGGCACAUGGAACAGCUGGAGGCAUCGACAAAUCAGGAACUGAAUCAGAGGAUUCCGCUCUUCAACCUCACUCCCAAAAUUCUUUGCCAGGUCGUGAACGUCCAGCUCCUGGCGGAGCAAGAAACGGAUGAGGUUUAUGCACAGAUUACUCUAAUUCCAGCAGGAAAUCUAAUGGAGCCUACAAGUCCCGAUCCAGUCUCUGCGGAAACUCCAAGAACAAGAGUUCAUACUUUCUGCAAGGUUCUAACUGCCUCUGAUACCAGCACACAUGGUGGCUUUUCUGUUCUCAGGAAACAUGCGACCGAAUGUCUUCCCCCCUUGGACAUGAAACAGGCAACCCCGACCCAGGAGUUAGUUGCCAAGGAUCUUCAUGGAUAUGAAUGGAAAUUUAAGCAUAUAUUCAGAGGUCAACCACGAAGGCAUUUGCUUACGACAGGAUGGAGUACGUUUGUCACAUCGAAGAGAUUGGUUGCUGGUGACUCGUUCGUGUUCUUAAGGGGGGACAAUGGCGAAUUGCGUGUUGGAGUGAAACGAGUUGCUCGUCAGCAGAGCAGUAUGCCUUCCUCAGUGAUUUCGAGUCAGAGCAUGCACCUUGGAGUUCUUGCAACUGCCUCCCAUGCUGUCACAACUCAAACUCUGUUUGUAGUUUAUUACAAGCCAAGGACUAGUCAAUUCAUCAUAAGCUUGAACAAAUAUUUGGAGGCUCUUAACAAUAAAUUCACAGUUGGAAUGAGAUUCAAGAUGAGAUUUGAGGGUGAGGAUUCUCCAGAGAGAAGGUUUUCUGGUACAAUUGUUGGGGUGGAAGAUUUCUCACCUCAAUGGGAUAAUUCAAGUUGGCGAUCAUUGAAGGUUCACUGGGACGAACAUGCGUCCAUCCCUAGACCUGACAGGGUAUCACCCUGGGAAAUUGAACCCUUUGUGGCUUCUGUGCCUGCAAACAUCCCUCAAUCAACAAUGAAGAACAAGAGGCCCCGUCCAUCCUCUGAAGUCCCUGCAGAUGCUACUGCUGCACCUGCUAUCUGGAAUUCUGGAUAUACACAGACCCAUGAUCUGAAACAACUGAGAGUUACUGAUGAGGGAAAAAGUAGUGAUCAUUUUAUGUGGAAUUACAAGAUGGCCGAUGUUAACAGCAGCAGCAGUUCUAUAACAAGGGUGCAAACAGAAGGGGGGUGGCUGCCUUCUCCAUGCUUAAGUGUUUCUCCGAAUAUUCUACCUGAUGCAGUGGAUGACAGCAAGAGCGUCUCUGCUUUGCCUGUGCCCUGCAGGCACCCAAUAGCGCAUCCAUCAAGCUUGAAUAAUGAACUGAUGCCCAACCCAGCUGAGGACGAAAAAGUCGAGCCAACUUCUAGUUGCCGACUGUUUGGUAUUGAUCUGAUUAACCACACUUUAAGUUCACCUCCUUCGGACAAGGGACCUUUUCAAUCUAUGUGCGUAUCAACUGCUACAACUGAAGGACAUGUUCAAAUGGCCUUGUCAACAGCUGAUUCUGAUCAGAAAUGUGAUAUUCAGAAGGCUUCUGAGGAAGUAAAACAAAGACAGAUGCAGAAUCUAGGGAAAGAGGGUCAAACUAAGCAAAUUUGCUCUACUAGAAGUCGUACAAAGGUUCAAAUGCAAGGAAUGGCUGUAGGUCGUGCUGUGGACUUGACCAUGUUGGAAGGGUACAGUCAAUUGAUGAACGAGCUAGAAGAGAUGUUUGACCUCAAAGGACAGCUUCAGUCUCGAGAUAAGUGGGAGAUUGUCUUUACUGAUGAUGAAGGCGAUAUGAUGCUCAUGGGCGACGAUCCCUGGCAGGAGUUUUGUAACAUGGUGAGAAGGAUUUUCAUAUGCUCGAGCCAGGAUGUGAAGAAGAUGAGCGCCAAAAGCAAGCUCCCUGUAUCCUCAGUACAAGAGGAAGGCACUGUAAUAAGCUCGGAAUCAGCAGACAACUGAAUCAACGAGGGGCUUUCCCUUGUCACUUUCUUUUCUAGUUGUCAUUCCGUUUUGUUGUUCGAUUCGUUCAUACUAAAGGGAGCUGGUUUGACAUUUAUUUAGAGGGAUGUUGUUAGUUUGGACAGUAAUGUAACCGGACAUCCGUAGCUCGAUUUUAGGAGCUGCUAACUUCCCAAAUGAACCUCAUUAAGUGAGUUCGAGGGCUGGAGGGAGUUUAAUGCCAUAAGAGUGGAGCGCUAGAGUCUGUGAAUACUUUCAAUUUCUCGACCAGGUUGAGCUUCUGUCGUGGGGUCUCGUCUCUUUGUACUUGUAAAUAUUGCUUGUGACAGUACAAUGAUCGUUGUUAGUGACUUAAAAGUUGUUACGAGUAGUUUCGUG
This is a messenger RNA of Eucalyptus grandis, 2982 nucleotides long. Its product is annotated as auxin response factor 9. Gene Ontology annotation, molecular function: DNA binding; protein binding. Gene Ontology annotation, cellular component: nucleus. Lineage: Eukaryota; Viridiplantae; Streptophyta; Magnoliopsida; Myrtales; Myrtaceae. The record is from RefSeq and is a predicted model, not a curated record. Gene Ontology annotation, biological process: regulation of DNA-templated transcription; response to hormone.